GCUCAACGCGGUUGACUAUAAAUGCAAACACUCAAAAGAGCUAGAUAAUAAAGGAAAAACGGAGUUAACUAAACAGAGCAAAAAAAUGAAGAUCUCCACCGGUACGACGCCGUUCGGAGGUCAUCUGCUGUUUGUGGCGGUUGGUCUGUUGCUUUGCUCGGCAUUUUGUUCGGCCGGCAAUGUAACCUACGACAGUCGCUCUCUCAUCAUCAAUGGCGAAAGGAAGCUCCUACUUUCUGCUUCCAUUCACUACCCUCGCAGUGUCCCUGGGAUGUGGCCUGCGCUUGUUCGAACUGCAAAGGAAGCUGGGGUUAAUACGAUUGAAACUUACGUGUUUUGGAAUGGUCAUGAACCUUCUCUUGGCAAUUAUUAUUUUGGAGGACGGUAUGAUCUGGUCAAGUUUGUGAAGAUUGUUCAGGAAGCUGGACUGUAUUUGAUUCUUCGAAUUGGGCCAUUUGUUGCAGCAGAGUGGAAUUUUGGAGGAAUACCUGUUUGGUUGCAUUACAUACCUGGCACUGUAUUUCGGACUGACAAUGAACCCUUCAAGUACCACAUGAAAAGGUUCACAACAUACAUUGUGAACCUAAUGAAGCAGGAGAAGCUUUUUAUAUCGCAAGGAGGCCCCAUUGUCUUGGCCCAGAUAGAGAAUGAAUAUGGAAGUUAUGAAACGGCGUAUGGAGAAGGAGGGAAACGAUAUGUGCAGUGGGCUGCUAGCAUGGCUGUUUCUCAAAAUGCAGGAGUGCCUUGGAUAAUGUGCCAACAAUAUGAUGCUCCUGAGUCUGUGAUUAAUACUUGUAACUCUUUCUAUUGCGAUCAAUUUAAACCUAUAUUUCCAAACAAGCCCAAAAUGUGGACUGAGAAUUGGCCUGGAUGGUUCAAAACGUUUGGGGACAGAGAGCCUCACAGGCCACCUGAAGACAUUGCCUUUUCUGUUGCUCGUUUCUUCCAAAAAGGUGGUAGCGUACACAAUUACUACAUGUUUCAUGGUGGAACAAAUUUUGGCCGCACUUCUGGUGGACCAUUCAUUACUACAAGUUAUGACUAUCAAGCUCCAAUAGAUGAAUACGGGUUACCUAGGCUUCCAAACUGGGGACACCUUAAGCAGCUUCAUGAAGCUAUAAAAUUAUGUGAACCUUUCUUGCUUAAUGGUGAGCCAGUUAAUAUAACACUGGGCCCUAACCAAGAGGCUGAUGUGUUCACUAAUUCUUCUGGAGCAUGUGCUGCAUUUCUUGCCAACAUGGAUGAUAAAAAUGACAAGACAGUCAAAUUUCGGAAUGCAUCUUAUCAUUUACCAGCAUGGUCAGUUAGUAUUCUGCCUGACUGCAAGAAUGUAGUUUUUAAUACGGCAAAGGUUACGUAUCCAUCAUCUGUGGUUGAAAUGGUACCUGAGGAUUUACAGCCAUCAGACAAAAACUUUAAUACUCUUCAAUGGAAGGUACUUGUGGAGAAGGCUGGGAUAUGGGGAGUAGCUGACUUUGUUAAAAAUGGCUUGGUGGAUCAUAUAAAUACUACAAAAGAUACCACUGAUUACCUAUGGUAUACAACAAGUAUAUUUGUCAGUGAAAAUGAAGCGUUCUUAAAGAACAGAAUCAAGCCUGUUCUUCUUGUUGAAUCAAAGGGUCAUGCUUUACAUGUGUUCGUGAAUCAGGAAAUCCAAGGCAGUGCAUUUGGAAAUGGCACACAUCCAUCUUACAAAUUUAAGAAACCUAUUACUCUCAAGGCUGGAAAGAAUGACAUUGCUCUACUAAGUAUGACGGUUGGUUUGCAGAAUGCAGGUAAUUUUUAUGAAUGGUGGGGAGCAGGAUUAACAAGUGUCAGGAUUAAUGGAUUCGACAAUGGGACAAUAGACUUGUCUACUUCUCCUUGGACUUACAAGAUUGGAUUGGAAGGAGAGAACCUAGGAAUAUACAAGCCGGAUGGUUGGGAUAAUUCAAAAUGGGUUUCAACCUCAGAAGUGCCAAAGAAACAGCCUUUGACAUGGUACAAGGCUAUCGUGGACGCUCCACCAGGAGAUGAACCUGUUGGACUGGAUAUGCUUCAUAUGGGAAAGGGUCUAGCUUGGUUGAAUGGUGAAGAAAUUGGAAGAUUCUGGUCUAGGACGAGCCCUUUGCAUGGUUGUGUAAAACAAUGCGAUUACAGAGGCAAAUUCUUACCGGACAAAUGCCGUACUAAUUGUGGCGAACCAACUCAAAGAUGGUACCAUGUACCACGUUCUUGGUUCAAGGCAUCCGGAAACGUUUUGGUGAUCUUUGAGGAGAUUGGUGGGGAUCCAUCAAACAUCAAAAUCUCAAGACGGAAAACCUCAGGUAUAUGUGCUGCUGUUUCAGAGAACUAUUCCUUUAAUGUACUUGAUUAUUUGAUAUGACAUAGUUAUAUAUACAUACAUAUAUAUAUAUAUAUAUAUUUUUUUUCAUGCUACUGUGGUUUCUUUUAUAUGUCAUUAUUUUGUCAAUAUCCUAAUUAGUUUCAAGCGAUGCAGGUCCAUCUAAACAAAAAUAAAUGUGCCAUAUAAUUGACAGAAGAGAAUUUUGCUAUGGGUUUGUGCCCCAGUUUUACCAAGAAACUUGCGUUCGAAGCCCCGUGCAGCUGAAACUCCUUAUACUUGAAACUUACUAUGUGCCUUCGCUUGUUUGUCUUAAAAAAGGUUUUUCCUUUUUUUUUUUUUUUUUGGUGGUAUUUUUUCCCCAGAAAAAUAAGGGUUAUCCUUCUUGAUAUUGUAGUUUGUAACAGUAAGAAUUGCUGUUUUGUUAAAUUAAUUACAUUUAAUGUGUAACUAAUGAGUUGGUAAGCGAGGCUUUUGUUUUAUU
Molecule: messenger RNA, 2807 nt
Organism: Ziziphus jujuba (common jujube)
Lineage: Eukaryota; Viridiplantae; Streptophyta; Magnoliopsida; Rosales; Rhamnaceae
Product: beta-galactosidase 10
Biological process (GO): carbohydrate metabolic process
Cellular component (GO): vacuole; cell wall
Molecular function (GO): beta-galactosidase activity
Source: RefSeq, a predicted model, not a curated record